This is a messenger RNA of Drosophila elegans, 927 nucleotides long. RefSeq lists its product as uncharacterized. Lineage: Eukaryota; Metazoa; Arthropoda; Insecta; Diptera; Drosophilidae. The record is from RefSeq and is a predicted model, not a curated record. Bases 90 to 677 code for a protein of 195 amino acids. The transcript has a single exon.
ACUCAGAAACUCAGUCUCGAGUGCGAUAUUGGCGAGCGUGAACGUGUUUACUUGGGCUUCGAUUGCAAGUACACAAGACCGAGUUUAAGAUGGCAAUUACGCGGCGGCUUUCCUGGCCCAAGCUGCUGUUUUUGUUUGUCUGGCUGUGCCUGGCAUUGGACCCAAAUUGUGCGGCUCGAGUGCCCGGCGAUCGGUUUGCGUUUCCCUCAGAGUCCCAGCCCAAUGCCACGGCCAUUCGACUGGAGUCUAGAAUCAAAGAAAUCGAUCGGGAACUGGAGGAGGUGACCAGAAUGACGAAAAUUAGCAUCUUGAUCCCCGAGGAAAACAAGAAGGGCACACCUAGAACAACUGAUGGCGAAAACAAGUCAGAAAAACCCGGAAAUACGUCGGUUGAAGCCAGAAACGUGACCGAAAUCCCAAGUAAUUCCACGAGUAAACCAAUCCAAGUAAUCCGUACCCCUCCGAAAAAUCAAGCCCACCAAUCCAGCGAAUCCAAGAUGAUCACAUUCGCCAAAGAGCCGGAUUCAGACGAACCCGCUCCUUGGGACCAAACUGAACCCACCGUUGCCUCCAACAGGAGUAGUGUGGUGAUUGGUCCGAGAAUUACCCUGGAAACCCUUCGAAUUUGUCCGGCAGGUACUACCCUGAGUAAUGAUCACUGUCGCAAGAUUGCCUAGCUGAGUUUUGAAAUCAAUAAAUUGAAAUCAUAGUCCUGCUAUUGGAAAAACAAAAAAUAAAUAAAAGAUGGUAUAAAUUGUCAAAAUAUCCUUUAUGAUAUUCCUUAAAAAAAAAUGUUUUGUUUAAAUCCAAACAUAAGUAUUGUCAAGACAUUUAAGCAGUUAUUUGUCAAAGAAAAUUAUUAAAUAAAAAAUAAAAUAUUACUUCAAGAUUUUUAAAGAUAUUUUGAAGUAAUUUGCCAAAGAUUAA